AUGAAUAAUGUUGAGACCAAUAAACUUGCUCACAGUGAAAACCAUAGUGGUCAGACUGUGAAAAGGAUUCACGCUCCUGCGAAGCUGAAGCCAGAGUUUAACGUGGUAGAUUCUUGGAAUAGUUUGACACAGGUGACUAGACCGGAACCAUCGAGGAGUUCCAAACCAAUUCUGAUUGGUGUUUAA
Molecule: messenger RNA, 186 nt
Organism: Dovyalis caffra
Lineage: Eukaryota; Viridiplantae; Streptophyta; Magnoliopsida; Malpighiales; Salicaceae
Source: the annotation of a GenBank genome assembly